Messenger RNA from Hordeum vulgare subsp. vulgare (domesticated barley), 723 nucleotides. RefSeq lists its product as uncharacterized. The transcript is spliced from 2 exons. The record is from RefSeq and is a predicted model, not a curated record. Bases 50 to 526 code for a protein of 158 amino acids. Lineage: Eukaryota; Viridiplantae; Streptophyta; Magnoliopsida; Poales; Poaceae.
CUCUUGUACCCCACCUUGCUUUCCCCAUGGAACCAGCCAGCCAGUGCUCAUGUUUCUCCUCGGAUCCACCGCCGUCGUCCACCUCGCGCCACCAACUGCCCAAACUCCGAGACCCCACGAUCCCCGCAAGCUGCAGUGCCCUCUCAAGCAGGGAGCAGCAGCACGCGAGCAGCAGCAUCCGCCCAUGGAAGUCGCGAUGCAGGAGCACCCGAGCCAAGCCAUCCAUGGAGAUUCGUCGCCGCUGAAGCCGUUCGCCGCCGCGAAGACCCAGGCCCCGUCACAACCACGUCGAGAUGAUGUCCCCUGCAGCGCCAUGAGCCACCUGCAGACCUUCUCCCGUGGGCAACCUCGCCCGUCUCAGCCAUCCUCGCCUCCAAUUGGAGCUCCCUCCCUUGGGGAAUGGGUUCCGUGCCUCCGGAUGUGGCGGACCCCCCGCUUCCCCGCCGGCGCCCGUCCCCGACAGCCGCUCGCCCCGGACCUCCUCAAUGAGCAUCUUUGCCGCGUUUUUCUGCUCCUGUGUUGGUAAGACCCCCGUGCACUCGUGGAGCAGAGAACCCGCUGCUAUGUUAGUAUUGGUGGAAAUACCCCUGCUCAGCUAUCACAUGAACGAGCAUAGCGGAGCUGGUCAACCGCGAUUUUUGCUCAUGUUCCUUUUAUUGGUGCACAUCUACACCCUGUCGUAGUUCUGAUUCAUCUAGAAUAAAGUUCCUGUUAUAUCAAAAA